AUAUCGAUAACAAGAACGAAAAUAAAUCAGUUCGAGACUCGCAAUGUAGCGAAUAUCUCUUGCGUUUGUCGAUCACAAUUGGUGCCCAACAUUUUCUUGUCGCCUUCAAGGUCUAUUUCUAACGUAUUCUUGAAACGAUGUAUAGGGCCAAAGUUAGAUCGGCCGGCGACAUAUUUAAGACGCGAAUUACCGCUCGAAACUUGACGACGAAAAAGGUGAUAGCGAUCCGACGCGAGGACCAGAGCGUGUGGGAGCGUCGCGCCCCCUUCUCCCCUCAACACGUCCGUAAGCUGGUCAAAAACGGCAUCAAGGUGAUAGUGCAGCCUUCGAAUCGUAGGGCGUACCCGAUGCAGUCGUACCUGAACGCGGGAGCCAUCAUCCAGGAGGACAUAUCCGAAGCGAGCGUAAUCUUCGGCGUGAAGCAAGCCCCGGUGGACCAACUCAUACCCCAGAAGACCUACUGCCUCUUUUCGCACACUAUCAAGGCCCAGGAGUCCAACAUGGCUCUGCUCGAUGCGAUUCUGGAGAAGCAGAUCCGCUUGAUCGACUACGAGAAACUGAUGGACGAAAAGGGGAUCCGGGUGGUGGCCUUCGGCAAGAUGGCGGGCAUCGCGGGCACCGUCAACAUCCUCCACGGGCUGGGGUUGCGACUGCUGGCCCUGGGACAUCACACCCCGUUCAUGCACAUCGGCCCCGCGCACAACUACAGGAAUUCCAGCAUGGCAAGGCAAGCCGUCAGGGAUGCCGGGUACGAGAUCGCCCUGGGUCUGAUGCCCAAGUCCGUGGGACCUCUGACCUUCGUGUUUACCGGGUCCGGCAACGUUUCACAAGGGUCCCAGGAGGUGUUCCAAGAGCUGCCCCACGAAUAUGUCACUCCAGAAUCGCUGCGUAAGGCGGCGGAACACGGCAGCCUGAACAAAGUCUACGGUUGCGAGGUGAGACGCAGGCACCACCUCGAGAGGGCAGACGGCGGAGGCUUCGAUCCCGUAGAGUACGAGGAACACCCAGAACGGUACAUCUCGACGUUCAGCAAGAAGAUCGCGCCCUACGCCUCCGUGGUGGUCAACGGGAUCUACUGGGCUGUAGACAGUCCAAAGCUGAUCACCAUCCCCGAUGCCAAGCAUCUUCUAAGGCCAGCGCACACCCCUUGGUUGCCUACAUCCAAAGGUGCGCCGGCUUUGCCUCACAGGAUGCUCGCCAUAUGCGAUAUUUCGGCCGAUCCGGGCGGCUCCAUAGAGUUUAUGAACGAGUGCACCACGAUAGACACUCCGUUCUGCUUAUACGACGCUGACAGGAACAAAGACACCAAGAGUUUCGACGGACCUGGUGUUCUGGUGUGUAGCAUAGACAAUAUGCCCACCCAGAUACCGCGCGAGAGCACCGACUUCUUCGGCGACCUACUGCUUCCGUUCACCUACGACAUCAUCCAAUCCGACGCUGUCCAGCCUCUGGAGAAGCACAACUUUUGCAACGUAGUCAACGGGGCGAUCAUCGCGAGCAACGGCAGCCUGACCGAAAAUUUCAAAUACAUCGACGAACUCAGAAGAACUCAAAUAAAAAGCAGACACAAAACGGAGACUACGUCGACGGACAAACACGCCCUCAUCUUGGGCGCAGGUCGCAUAGCGGCGCCCCUGGUGGAAUACUUGCACCGAGAUAAGCUCGUCGGUAUCACAGUGGCGUGCGAGAACACGGACCUGGGGGACAAGCUGGCCCGCGCCUACCCCGGCGUCGAGAGCGUCUACCUCAACGUCAACGAGGCGAGCAACGCCAAUCUGGAGGACCUCAUAGACCGGGCGGACGUGGUGGUGUCGAUCUUGCCGGCAAAUUUUCAUCCACGCGUGGCCAAAUCUUGCAUCAACCGCAAGACCCACAUGAUCACCGCGAGUUACAUGAGCAAGGAGGUGAGGGACCUCCACGAAGCCGCCUUGAACGCAGGCGUGACGAUCCUCAACGAGGUCGGUUUGGACCCGGGCAUCGACCACAUGUUAGCCCUCGAAUGCAUCCACGAGGCUAGCUCCGUGGGCGGCAGGAUCACCUCGUUCGAGUCGUUCUGCGGGGGCCUCCCGGCCCCCGAGUUUAGCGACAACCCGUUAAGGUACAAGUUCUCGUGGGCCCCCAAAAUGGCGCUGCUCAAUACGGUCGCCUCCGCCAGAUAUUUGCGCAAGGGCCAAAUAGUUGAGAUCAGCGAGGGCGGCGAGCUGAUGAGGGCCACCAAACAGCUCGACUUCCUUCCCGGCUUCAACCUAGAGGGAUAUCCGAACCGCGACAGCACCAGCUACACCAACCUGUACGGCAUCACCGAAGCUAACACGGUACUGCGUGGUACUCUCAGGUACAGCGGUUUCGCGCAGUCAGUUCGCAUGCUCCAGUUCCUGGGUCUCUUCGACCCGGAACCCCACCCGUCGCUCCACUCCCAAGGCCCGGAGGUCACUUGGAGGCAGCUCGUCUGCAUCCUGCUAGGUUUGGAGGACACCAACAUGUUCUACGACAACAUCAAGGGCAAGAUCACAGAGAGGACGGGCAGCGACUACGCCGUGGACGUGUUGGAGGAGCUCGGACUCCUGGACAACGAGGGCGUGGUCAAGUGCGGGUCGCCCCUGGACACCCUCACCCACUACCUGUCGACGAGGCUUACUUUCGGUAAGGAGGAGCGUGACAUCGUCAUCAUGAGACACGACGUGGGAAUCAAUUGGCCGGACAACAGGAAGGAAAUACGGGGGGUGAAUUUCGUAGUCUAUGGUGACAUAGCAGGACAUUCGGCCAUGGCAAAGACGGUCGGUUAUCCGACCGCCAUCGCGGCCAAAAUGAUCCUCGACGGCGAGAUACAAGAACGUGGGAGUAUUCUGCCAUUCCAACCGGAGGUGUACAGGCCCAUCCUGCAGAGGCUGCGCGCCGAGGGCCUGAACAGCACGGAAACUUCGAGGUUCUACUAGGUUAAGGCGAUUUUUUCUUUACCUUUUAUACUUUAUGAAUAUUAACUGUAUUUUUGAGUCAUUUGUUUUAUUCGCAAACCACAGACUACCUAACUGGAAAGGCUAAUUUACUGACUUAACCAACACCUUCCACAU
Molecule: messenger RNA, 3071 nt
Organism: Cylas formicarius (sweet potato weevil)
Lineage: Eukaryota; Metazoa; Arthropoda; Insecta; Coleoptera; Brentidae
Gene: LKRSDH
Product: alpha-aminoadipic semialdehyde synthase, mitochondrial
Exons: 10
Coding region: 138-2936 (932 amino acids)
Cellular component (GO): cytoplasm
Molecular function (GO): saccharopine dehydrogenase activity
Source: RefSeq, a predicted model, not a curated record